Molecule: messenger RNA, 1269 nt
Organism: Strongylocentrotus purpuratus (purple sea urchin)
Lineage: Eukaryota; Metazoa; Echinodermata; Echinoidea; Camarodonta; Strongylocentrotidae
Product: N-acetylglucosamine-6-phosphate deacetylase
Exons: 10
Coding region: 44-1264 (406 amino acids)
Biological process (GO): N-acetylglucosamine catabolic process
Molecular function (GO): N-acetylglucosamine-6-phosphate deacetylase activity
Source: RefSeq, a predicted model, not a curated record
UUUAUCAUACUUGAAUGGCGUUCCAUAAAUCUUCAGCCUGAAAAUGGAAGACGAUUUCACUUGCAUUUCCUGUAAACAAUUGGCUCUGCCGGGAGGAGAGGUACGAGAAGGGAAUCUUCACAUUAUCAUAGAAGAUGGAAAAAUCACAGCAAUCUUGGACCAAGAGACUGAUCUGGUGAAGGGCGCAGUAGAUAGACACUAUGCAGAGAUCGUCACUCCAGGCUUCAUAGACAUUCACCACCAUGGCUUAGGUGGAGCAGAUGAUCUUUUAUUGUUCUGGCAGCAUCCUGAGUACACGCAGCAGAGAUUGCCAAAGUAUGGUGUCACAUCCUUCCUAGCAUCCACUGUCUUUCCUGAGGACUUAGAGGGCGGCAAAGUCUUUGAGACGCUCAAGAUUCUUGAGGGUAUCGUAGGCAAGACAGAUCGGGGAUCGACGUGUGAAGGCAUACAUGCUGAGGGUCCCAUAGUGAAUGACUUUGGCGGCCUACCCCCUGGUGAGCAGAGGAUGCCUAUUGAUAAGUUCACCCAUCUCCUUGAUGCCAUGCCAAGCUGUAAGAUGAUGACCAUCAGUCCCCAUGUAGAUGGUCAAGAUGACUACCAGAGAACUAAGAUACUCCUAAAAAGAGGAAUCGUUCCUGCCCUCGGCCACGACAGGGUAGCCAAAGAAACAGAAAUCCUCGGUGCUUUGAAACUCGACACAUCUCAACAAUUCCAUAUCACACAUCUCCUUAAUGUAUGCAACUUCCAUCACAGGAAUCCAAGUUUAGUAAAUUUUGGAUUGACAGAUCGCUUUCCCUUGUUGCCAGGAUACCAUCAUCUUGCUCCGCCCACAAUAGAAAUCAUCGGCGACCUCUGUCAUGUACAUCCACUAGCUGUAUCCAACGUGCUCAGUGCCAGGCACUACAGUCAGGUAGCCUUCGUCUCAGACUGUACAGCUGAAGCUAUCCCUAACAUGAAGAUGUCCUACAGCAACAGAGAAAUGCAGGUAUCCCCUGAUGGUAAAUAUUUGGUGGUGAGCGGUACGACCACGCUAGCAGGCUCGUGCUGUUCAUGUCUAGAUGCUUUCAGAUCUCUAGUUAAAGUCUUUCAGGUGGGACUAGGCAAAGCUGUGGCUAUGGUAGCAGAGAACCCAGCAAGGAUUGCCAAACUGAAAGGGGUAGGUCAGAUCGAAGUUGGAAAGAGAGCCGAUCUCCUGCUCUUUGACAUCGAUCUCAAUCUCAAGAAGACAUUCAUCUGUGGUAAUGUCAAGUACAGUGCAACGUGAGAAAA